CCAGGUUCAUACAUUAAAGUUGUGAUGAACAAGUGCCGCAGUGUCAGAAUAUCAUUGAUGAGAAAAGACUUGGAUACAGAAACGAGUGUCUUACGUGCAAUCCUUUACAGUAAUCACAACAAACUGUGUCAUCACAAGCCAUAUUUGGCUCUCAAACAGGUAGAACAGUGUCUCAAGCGAAUGAAUUAUGUGAACUUGGAGGGAUCCAUUCAAGAUCUUGUUGAGCUGUGUCCCAAUAGAGAAGAUAAACUUGAAAAUACAACAAAGUACAUCAUUCCCAGCCAACCAGUGGUGGAAUUUAUAUUAAUGAAGAUUUUGGGAGCCUGCAAAUUAAUAUUACGUUUAUUAAACUGUUGCUGCAAGACGUUUCUCUUGUCUGUGAAGCAUCUUUGUUUGGAAGAAUUCAUCAUUUUAAACACUGUUAUAACAGGAUUGGUGAGCAGGAUAUGGGUCCUGUAUAAAGAUGCUUUAAAAAAACUUGUCUUUUUUUAUAAUCCUUUGUUUCAAUUGCUACAAGAGAUAUCCAAGAUUCAACCAAUGCCUUACUUCAAAAAUUUUAUUUUUCCUUCUGACCUUAUAGAAUUUUUAGGAGAGGACUAUCUUGAUGUCUUUAAGAAAAAGAUAGUAAAUAAAGGAGUAACAAAAUUGCUUAACAAACUCUUUCUAGCAAAAGAGAAAUCAAAUAAGCCCAUUGAAGAAAUAGCUUUAAAAGUUCUCCCAAAAGCUAAACAAAUGAAGAUAAAGAUAACAGAUAAUGUGGAUAUUGGGAAAGCUGUGCAAAAGAGGAAAAUCUACAGAGAAACAUCAGGAUUUGAUCUGAAGGCUUUUUGCAAACGACCAAAGCACAAAGCUAUCAUGGAUACCAGCUUCAAGUCUCUAUGUUCAGAAAGGAGAAUACGAAAAGUCAUUGGCUCAUCCCAGCCAUUGAUAAGAUCUUCUUGUACUAAAAACCUUGUGCUGAGAAUCCGAGAAGCGCGAUCUUUUACACAACUUUCAGAAGAACUCCAAAGGGCUAUUUUCUGGUGUAGAAGCAAAAAACUGAAGCAUAAAGUCACCUUUCUGGGUAACAAACUUCUAAAAAGUAACCGGCUUAAACAUGUGGAAGCUCAAGGUUGUAGCUUGCCCAAGAAAUUGAAUUGCAUAAAAACAUCCAUCUGUAACUUUCUUCUCCAUGGCUUGGGUAAGAUGUCUUCAAAGUGUCACCCGAGACGAAUCAGUUCACAAAAUAAAUUUAUGAAGCAACAGAGGAAACCACAGAGAAAGUUACAGCCUGCUGUUCUAAAGGAAAUCCAGCAGUUUCUUCAUCAGACUGAGAAGGUUAUCACAAAGAGAGAUGCUAAAAGAACAUUCUCAGACCUUAAAAUUCAUAGACCUGAAAUGACUUCAAAAAAGAGCCAACUGUUGGACAACAAAAAUGCAAAUCUUAUUGAAAAUUGUAGCGUUGCAACAAAGUUACCAACAUUGACUAAAGUAAAGGAAAAUAACACUAUGGCAGAAACUGUCAGAGACAUGGAUGACAUUGAUGAUAUUUUUUCUUCAUUGGGAGUUUAGAAAUAUAUUUAUGUGAAACUGCUAUAAUUUAUUAAGAAAGGAAGCAGUUCAUGAUUGUGGCUGCUAGAUGGGUCUCCAUAUUGUGCCUCUGAGUGUGGGAGUUCUGCAUUGUACCCAGAAGCAACAAAAAGUAUUGGCCUCCAAUUCCUAUAGAAUUACCACCCAAAUCCUGAAUUAACUUUGGAAGGUCUCUGGAUUGGUUUGAGCUGUUUACCAAGAAUUCUAGGUAGAUUAGCUUUGAGGAAUCUGUGUAUUGGAACAAAUUAGGUACUUAAAACAAAUCUGCCUUGGUCAAGACCCAUAUUCCUUGACUGGCUCUGAUGGUUCCAGCAUGUAUGCUGUGAAGCUGGAAAAUGGAGGUAUUAUACAAAAGGUCUCUAUUAGAUUUACUGGCUUAAUUACAAUGACAUUGCCCUUUAUUAUCAUCAUCCAUGGGGCAUCAGAAUUUCUGGUUUUAGGUAAUUAUGUUGUCUAGUUUUUACAUGAUAUAAAUAGAAUUGAUUACCAAGAAAAGUUAGUGUUAACACUGGUCUUUUCCUCUUUUUUCCAUUUACUCAAAGGUUAAGUGUUUUGAAAAGUUAAAUCUUUUCAGUAUAUGGAAUUAGUAUACUUUUCUUAAAUUUUUACUUAUAUUUCUAUUCUCUUUGAAUAAAAGCUUUUUUUGAGGGGGGUGGGAGUUUUUAAGGCAGGAGAGAUGGAGCAUUUUAUUCCUCUAAAGAUUGUAGGAAAUGCCUGGGCUGUAUUCCUUAAUGAAUUUUUUGGCUUUAAGAAUUAAGCAAAAGAAUCUCCAGUUCUUUUAGUAGGCUAUAUUUGAUGUUUUGGCUAUGGCUUUUGCCACUGAACUAUGACUCUGGAAAAGAGAGUACGAUGGGGAUGUCAGGAGGACCUGAGUUCAAAUGUGGCUUCAAACA
Molecule: messenger RNA, 2462 nt
Organism: Sarcophilus harrisii (Tasmanian devil)
Lineage: Eukaryota; Metazoa; Chordata; Mammalia; Dasyuromorphia; Dasyuridae
Gene: RMP64
Product: nucleolus and neural progenitor protein
Exons: 7
Coding region: 25-1551 (508 amino acids)
Biological process (GO): positive regulation of Notch signaling pathway
Cellular component (GO): nucleus
Source: RefSeq, a predicted model, not a curated record